Molecule: messenger RNA, 1371 nt
Organism: Impatiens glandulifera
Lineage: Eukaryota; Viridiplantae; Streptophyta; Magnoliopsida; Ericales; Balsaminaceae
Product: ruvB-like protein 1
Exons: 12
Coding region: 1-1371 (456 amino acids)
Biological process (GO): box C/D snoRNP assembly; regulation of transcription by RNA polymerase II; chromatin remodeling
Cellular component (GO): R2TP complex; Swr1 complex; Ino80 complex
Molecular function (GO): DNA helicase activity; ATP hydrolysis activity; ATP binding
Source: RefSeq, a predicted model, not a curated record
AUGAAAAAGAUAGAAGAAGUUCAAUCACAAACAAAGAAGGAGAGAAUAGCCACUCAUACUCAUAUCAAAGGCCUUGGUCUUGAUGUCAAUGGAAGAUCUAUCCCUUUGGCCGCUGGAUUUGUUGGUCAGUCAGCUGCCAGAGAAGCUUCUGGUCUUGUAGUGGACAUGAUUCGCCAAAAAAAAAUGGCUGGACGAACACUUCUAUUUGCUGGACCUCCAGCUACUGGUAAAACGGCUCUUGCCCUUGCUAUAUCUCAGGAACUUGGGAGCAAGGUUCCAUUCUGCCCAAUGGUUGGAUCUGAAGUAUAUUCCUCUGAAGUCAAGAAAACAGAGGUGUUAAUGGAGAAUUUCAGAAGGGCAAUAGGUUUACGUAUGAAAGAAAAUAAAGAAGUGUAUGAAGGAGAGGUGAUUGAACUCUCUCCUGAAGAGGGAGACAACUUAACAGGUGGAUAUGGUAAAAGUAUAAGUAGUGUUAUCAUUGGGUUAAAAUCUGUCAAGGGAACUAAGCAUCUGAAGCUUAAUUCAACCAUAUAUGAUGCCUUGAUCAAGGAAAAGGUAGCUGUUGGUGAUGUCAUAUACAUUGAGGCUAACCGUGGGACAGUUAAAAGAGUUGGAAGAAGUGAUGCUUUCGCUACGGAAUUUGAUCUCGAGGCAGAUGAGUAUGUUCCACUACCUAAGGGAGAAGUUCACAAAAAGAAGGAGAUAGUUCAGGAUGUAACACUGCAUGAUCUGGAUGUUGCAAAUGCUCAACCUCAAGGGGGACAAGAUAUUUUAUCCUUAAUGGGGCAGAUGAUGAAACCUAGGAAAACAGAGAUUACGGAUAAGUUACGACAAAAAAAUAACAAGGUUGUUAACCGUUACAUUGAUGAAGGUGUUGCAGAACUUGUACCUGGUGUUUUAUUUAUUGACGAGGUACACAUGAUGGAUAUAGAGUGUUUUUCGUACUUAAAUUGUGCUCUUGAGAGCUCACUUUCACCUAUAGUAAUUUUUGCCACAAAUAGAGGAAUAUGUAAUGUGAGGGGAACAGACAUGUUAAGUCCUCAUGGAAUUCCUGUGGAUUUGUUAGACCGAGUGGUAAUUAUAAAGACAGAAAUAUAUAGUCCACCUGAAAUGAUACAGAUUCUCGCUAUUCGAGCGCAAGUUGAGGAACUAGUAGUGGAUGAAGAGAGCCUAGCUCAUCUUGGAGAGAUUGGACAAUUGACAUCCUUAAGGCAUGCAGUGCAACUCUUAACACCGGCAAGUGUUGUGGCUAAAAUGAAUGGUCGCAAUAGUAUUUGCAAGGCAGAUGUUGAGGAGGCAAGUUGUCUCUACCUCGAUGCAAAAUCAUCAGCAAAGCUUCUUCAGGAGCAGCAAGACAGGUAUAUAACCUGA